AUGGAAUAUAAUUUAAUUGUUUUUACAAUAAUCUUACUUAUAUUUCUAAUAUCAUCCUUUUUAUACUAUUGCCAAUGUCAAUAUGGAUUAUUCAUCCUAUCAAAAAAUAAAUUUAAUUACUUUAUUAAAUUUAAGGAUGAUCAUAUCAAAAUAGAUUGUUCAAUUUGUCUGGUUAAUCUAUCAGAUACUCCAGAUCAUAUCAUAAAUUCAGAAGAACCUAUUCUUAUUUAGACUUUAAAUAUGGCUAUAUAAAAACAAUUAUUAAUGAACACUCCAUGUGUAAGACUUAAUUAUAUACAUAGAAUCAUAUAUUUCAUCCUUCUUGUUUGAUUUAAUGGAUGUAGAUUAAUCUUACUUGUCCAUUAUGUAAGAGUUCACUUCCUUAAAUAUGUUGA
Paramecium primaurelia is the source of this 395-nucleotide messenger RNA. NCBI's taxonomy places the organism in Eukaryota, Ciliophora, Oligohymenophorea, Peniculida, Parameciidae. The record is from the annotation of a GenBank genome assembly.